Molecule: messenger RNA, 949 nt
Organism: Beta vulgaris subsp. vulgaris (sugar beet)
Lineage: Eukaryota; Viridiplantae; Streptophyta; Magnoliopsida; Caryophyllales; Amaranthaceae
Exons: 7
Coding region: 238-552 (104 amino acids)
Biological process (GO): RNA splicing; spliceosomal snRNP assembly
Cellular component (GO): precatalytic spliceosome; U5 snRNP; U2 snRNP
Molecular function (GO): RNA binding
Source: RefSeq, a predicted model, not a curated record
CUUAACUUUUGGGCUAUACAACAUGACCAGAUUUAGCCCAUCACCCACUCAUUCCGCCCUUAAACAUACCAAUUGUCUCGUAUUGCAUUUGCAUUCGCAUUCGCCGAAGAAGUUCCUCGACCCUCAAAAAAGGAAAAACCCUUGCGUUAGACCCUGGUUUUGUUCGAUUUAUUGUUUGCUGUUUGUAGAUCCAGCGGUUUAGUAUGAGGUAUAGUGUAUAUAUUGACUAGUCGACCAAUGGAGGAAGAUGCCCCAGGCAAGAACGAAGAGGAGGAGUUUAAUACUGGUCCUCUUUCUGUGCUUAUGAUGAGUGUCAAGAAUAACACACAGGUCCUUAUUAAUUGCCGAAAUAACAGGAAAUUGCUUGGGCGUGUGAGAGCUUUUGAUCGUCAUUGCAAUAUGGUACUUGAAAAUGUCAGGGAGAUGUGGACUGAGGUACCAAAGACUGGGAAAGGGAAGAAAAAGGCCCAGCCAGUAAAUAAGGAUAGGUUUAUCAGCAAGAUGUUCCUCCGAGGAGACUCGGUUAUCAUUGUCCUCAGGAAUCCCAAAUAAAAUUGCAGCUCCCGACGUACCUUUGAUAGUUCUGCGCUGUGGGUUAAUCUGAGUAGUAGAAGUAUUACCUAAGUGAAAGUUUUGUUCUCGAAAGUAUAACUUUGCUGCGGCUUUACAUAAAGUAUGCCUGAGUUACUUUUGAUCAAAGGCUAGAAAUUUAAGUCUUGUGAAAUCUGCAUCUAUGUUGCUAUCCUGGUCACAUGCGAUGUUCCAAUUUUGCUUGGUUUUGUAGAAUGCGAACCAUAGUUGACCUUGUCUUUAAAAUGUACUAUUUAUUUUUUGGGUGAAAUUUAGUACUUGUUGGAGCUCUUGGAGGAAGUUAAAAGUUCUCGAGUUCAAACAAACACAAUGUUCUCAUUUCGUAUCCUUCAAUGUAGCAAAUUCCUUGGAAUCGACA